Molecule: messenger RNA, 4854 nt
Organism: Platichthys flesus (European flounder)
Lineage: Eukaryota; Metazoa; Chordata; Actinopteri; Pleuronectiformes; Pleuronectidae
Exons: 33
Coding region: 107-3826 (1239 amino acids)
Biological process (GO): lipoprotein metabolic process; lipid transport
Cellular component (GO): membrane; extracellular region
Molecular function (GO): lipid binding
Source: RefSeq, a predicted model, not a curated record
GUCGAGGACAAACUGAUGCGAGACACACGUCCUGAUCCAGCGGGUGAAUCUCCUCCGAGGACUGAGACCCAUGAGUCUGAUCUGAUACCGAGAAGCAGCUGGAGCCAUGAGGGGAGACGCGGCGGAGAACGUCGCAGCAGAGACAGAAGGAGCAUCUGCAGAAACACAACCUAGAGUUGUGACGUUACGACAGAUGCUGAAGAAAGCUUCUCAGAACCCGUCCCUCCCCCAGUACACGACUCUCGUUUCAUCUCCCUCAGACUCCGGUGGAUCGUCUGUGAACGAGCCUCAGAAGGACGAGGAGCCGGCUCACGUGUCAGCUGCUGCUUCACAUGUUACGGACUCGAACCACCGGCACCACUCGGCACAGAAUGGAGUCCAUGUGGACCCGACCAGAAGGAACCCGUUUUACUCUGAUUACCUGGAGUCGGGCAGCAAAGGUCACGUGAUGGAGAACGUGGAGAGAGAAGCAAACCUGAACGACAUCUUCGUCCCUCCACCUGAAUUCCAGAGCUCCCCUCUGGAUCUUCAGCCCGAGCUUCACGGAGAGGAACCUCAGAACGACCUGUUCCCGACCUUCGCUCCGAGCCGGGUAGACAACCUGCCGCUCACAUUGACCCGAAAGGAAUCUACUGAUGGUCAUCAUCACGAUGAAACCUUCAACUCUCCGGACUUAUUCAACGUGAACCUGCAAACACAGAACGUCUCCAGAGCCUCCGAGGGGGGGGGCUGUCUCCAGGCUGCUGAAGGAGCAGCUCGAGCUGAGGAGAAGAACCUCUUUGAGAAGCCUCCUCAGAUCUAUGUGCCUGAUCUGCUCAAGUCUUCACAGCCCAGAGCGGGGAAUCCGUUUUAUACUGGUUCCACAGAUGGGGCAGAUUUGUUUCCUUCUCAAAGUGGAGAACUUCUCCACACGAGCCACAAACCAGAUCCCUCAACCAAACACUUUGACCUGUUCAACUCGUCGAACAAGGAGAACCGGGACGUGUUCUCAUCCACAAACACUUUUGACCCGUUCUCAAGCCCGGUUGAAAGGAAUCUAUUCCAAGACGUCUUCAGUCUGGACGACCCGUUCGGAACCACGCCUUCAAAACAAGGUGACCCUUUCCAGGAGGUUUCCAAUGGGACUCCAGACCUCUUCAGUCCACUUCCCUCCAGCAGCAGCACCGGGUUCUCUCCACACCCGCUCAGCAGCACAUCAGAGAUGAAGCCGGACAUGCUGUCCUCUCCAGAUCUCUUCAGGGCGACGCCAUCAGACUCUCUUCCAGCCAUCCAACCGGCUUCCUCGAGCAGGUCACAUGACAUUGUCCUGACCACGCCUCAGGGAACCAAACAUUCGAUUCUUCAUCCGACUCCCUUCAGUCAGGCCCGAGGUCUGUCCCCCGGUCCGGAUCCUGCUGAGAUGACUCGUCAUCAGAGCUUCAAACGUCCACCGAAGCCACUCCCCCGAACUCGACCACAGAGGGGAGAGAAGCCACAGAUCCCAGAACUACCACCAAAACCAGGAGGGCCACCCCCCCCUCUAAAGCCGGUCGAACCUCCGGCUCCUAAGACGUCUCCUAAACCGGCCUUCAGGCCGCUGCCUUCCAUCCGCCGCAAACCCAAAACUCCGGAAAGUAAACCAGUGAAGUCUGAGAACUACGUGGUCUACGAGGACAUCCUGCUCAUCGGACAGGAAAUGUGUGUGGAAGACUGGCCUGAGGACAGUCCACAGCUUAACCCUGAAUUCAGACCAUCUGGAAGGUUGAGACUGCGGCGCGAGUCCAUGAAGGUGGAGAUGGACCAUGAUGGAGGAAGUGGUGAGGACCAGGAUGCUUCUGGAAAUCCGAGCAAGAAAAGGGACAAGAAGCUCAGAAUGUCCCUCCUGUCCAGAAGAGGCACGAAGGAGAAGUUUCCUGACGCCACGAAAGAGGGAAGGAGCAGGACACUCUCCACCCCCCCGAGGUCCUCCAAGGAGGUUUCCUCUGAAGAGCAGCAGGCUGCAGCAGAGCAUGAAGAUGAACUGAACGGCCUGGACUACAGAAAGAAACCUCUGAAGAGCAAAGUGACUCAGCUGCUGAGACGAGCUUCCACCAAGACUGCAGUGCGGGGGGGAAAGAGCGCAAGCGGAAAUUCACCUAAUGACACAAAGGCGGCGGUGUCGGGGGGGAGUGAAGCUGAGGACGCAGCAGACGCUCAACAUGACGAGAAGAGAAAAAACAAGAUGAAAAUGAAGUUUGUGCCACAAAGACGAUUCUCCACCUCUCUGCCAAAGACGGACGAUGAAGUGAGAGGUGCGACUGGAUACACUCCACAGAAAGGAUCCAAGGAUCGUGUGUUUGAGGACGAAGACGAGAUGAAAGACUUCGGUCCUCAGUCCACAAGCAAGGGAAGUUUCACGGGCGACAGGAACUUCCAGGAAACAGAUGAAGAUUUCUACGGAUAUGACGACUUGAAACCCAAGAAACCAGCAAAGAUGAAAUUCCUGCACAAGAGUCACAGAAGCUCGAAGGAGAACGUUCUGGACGAGUCCAGUUCCCAGAGGAAGAUGAGCAGCUGGUCAGUCGAGGAGCUGGACGGGGAGGAGCUCUACGGGAUGGAAUACUCCAAACAGAAAAAAUCCAAACAUAGAGGUUCUCACACCCUUCAACCCAAAGCUAAGACGAGCUCCGAUACAUCCAGACAGAGUGAGGCGAUGGGGCGGAGCCACCACACACCGCACCACGCAGCUCACGACGACUUUGCAGUGGAGGAAUUCACAGGGAAUCUUUCCACCAGUAGAGGAGAGAUGUAUUACAGUGAGCAGUAUCUAGACGACUCCUCCAAACCGAAGAAGUCCCUGAAACUCAAAGGCUUCAAAAAGCACAAGACUAAGAGCAAAGACAGGCCUCCAGAGUGGAAGGAUCCAUCUGGAUUUUCCUCGGGUGACUUCAUGUCCGAGGCUGCAAUGGCGGAGUGGAUGGCGGCUCAGCAGGAUGAACGAGCUAUGGCCGGUUUUCAGGAUGAAGACGAGGACGGGGACACGGACAGUUUGAUGGAGUGGUGGAACACCGUGGAGCAGUGGGACGAGCUGCCGUCGGACGACGAGAGCCGAGUCGACCACCAGGACGAGUCCAGGUCUUUCAGCGUCUUGGCGGACAAGGUCCACCGCGGCCUGCGAGUCUUCAACAAGGUCUUCACGGAGCGAGCCGAGAUCCUGUGGCAGUCCAUCAUCCUGCUCCACGCCAUCACCGACGACAUCAGCGACUUCCACAGGAAAGCCAAGGCCGCCGGCAUCACCACCACCGCUGUGGGGGGGGUGGCGGCCAUCACAGGCCUGGCUCUGGCGCCCUUCACCUUCGGCAUCUCUCUGGUGAUCACAGCUGUCGGUGUCGGGAUGGCGACGGCCGGAGGAAUCGCUUCAGCCACCUCCGACAACUCCAACAACAUGCACGACAGGAAGAAGGUGGAGAUAGCGCUGAAUGAGUAUGAAGGUCACCUGCUGGACCUGGGGAAGAUCCUCCACUUCAUCGAUAAGGGCUUGUACAAACUCCGCGGCCACCCGUUCCUCCGGUCGGGCACCCAGCACUACUCGGAGGACUGGGAGACUCGCAGGGCCGUGCAGAUCAUCAGCCUGGUGGACUCGCCCGUGAUGCGAGCCACGGAGAUCAUAGACUGGGCCAUCGCCUCGGUGCAGGGCCUCUUCAGGGGGAUGGACCAGUUCUUCGUGAAGGACUCACGCGAGCUGAAGAAGGGCUGCAGGAUUGAGGUGGUGGCGCAGAUCAAGGGUGUGGCCAACGUGCUGAACACUGCCGUGGUGGAGCUCAACUCCAUCAGGGAGGAGCUGCAGGAUGCAACAGGAAGCGUGUGAGACUCCAGGUGGACACAGCUCUGCUGGAUCAACAGCGCCCUCUCCUGGCCGGGGGAAUGGUCCCACGUAGAAUGAUUCUAACAUCAGAUUCUGGACUUCAUCAGAAAUGAGGGUAAAUUCCAGUCCAAUGCAAAAAUGUGAAGAUUUUAUUAAUAAACAGAGGUUUUUAUUCAGCUGUGGAUUCAUAUGUUUUAACAUGUUUUCAGUUCACUGGUGAAAAUAACAGGGAAUCCUUGAUUGGAUUGUAUUAUGUGAUUUAAAGGGUGUGGUCACAGAUUCGUCACCUUAAGCAUGAUGAGAAAAAAUAUAAAAUCAAUAUUAACUCACAAAGAUUGAAUUUGUGCAGCUGUAUUGAGUUGUAAUGUCGGUGAUUUUUUAAUUAUUUUUGUUGAAUCUACAAAUUGGAUAUCGGUGUAAUGAGGCAGGUUCUUAGUGGAUUUACAAUUUACACAUUGAUUUUCUGGAAUUAAGCCACUAAAUAUAAAAUGUUACAAUAUUCCUGUUUCAUCAGGGUAAUUAAUCUUAAAUGUAUAAUUAUAUGUCAUUGCUUCAUUAUAUAAUUGUUGUUUAUGUCUGUGUGAAAGAGUUAUACAAUAUCUUAUUUUUACAGUGCUCAUGUGUUUGAGCUUUAAAGAUUUCUAUCUCCGUAGAUUCCGAUUUGAUGCGGCUCCUGAGAGGAAUGUACCUGUAAAGGUCUAAAGAUAUUUUAUUUUGUUAUAUUCAGGUAUUAUACUAUGUGAAUAAAGAAGUUGUGAAUGUGUCCCGGUUGUUUAUUUGGCCUCAGGUGAUCAUCUCUCUACUUCCUGUUAUUGUUCGUGUUCAGGUUACAAACCUAAUUUCAAUAUUUUAAACUUAGCAGAUGUACUUUGGUGUUUUAUUCAGAAACUUAUUUCUACCACAUAACAAACUUAUCACGUGAUAAAAGUCAACACAUUGAAUAGAAUACUACAAUUCUGGUUAUAGAGCUAAAUGUAUAAAUGGAAUUUGAAAGCUAUUUCAUUCAACAAUGAAAAUAUUAAAUUUCAUUU